Messenger RNA from Paramecium pentaurelia, 1473 nucleotides. NCBI's taxonomy places the organism in Eukaryota, Ciliophora, Oligohymenophorea, Peniculida, Parameciidae. The record is from the annotation of a GenBank genome assembly.
AUGCUUAAACUUUAAUGUGCUAGUGGUCAUGAAUAUUUAGUUGAUAUGUUUUGUACAAAUCCAUUUUGUAAAGAGAAAAGAUUAUAUUGCUAUGAAUAAUGCCAAAAAUUGUAAUAUAGGCAUUCAGGUCAUAGUUAAAAUACUGAGAAAAUUUAGGAGCUUUGUAAUUAUUUGAAAGGCAUUUCAUAAUAAUGCUAUGAAUUAGUAAAUGAUUUAGAAUUCUAAUUUUUAAAAGUGGAGCAAGUUUUCAAACAAUUUAAAAAUGACAUUUUAUCUAAAUAUUCUAUAUCUUAAGGAGUACUAAAACAAUUAAAUUCAAAUCAAAUUAAUGAAGCUUUAUGCAAUUUUGUUAGAUUUAAUGAAGAAAAAUAAAAAUUAUCAACAUAUUUUAAAGAAAUAAGUAAUUAAUUUAUAUUAAGUUUGGAAAAUUGUAGUGAAGAAUAUGAAAUAUCUCAAUAGGAUUAUUUCAAAAAUUCUGAGGAUAUUUUCAAUUUAAAUUCUAAACACUUUUCAUAUGUUUUAAUUUAAGAAAACAGAAUAAAUCAAUCAACUAGAUGUUGUUCAUUUACAUUCAAUAACGAUUCAUCUAUUAUUAUAGUUGGAUUGGAGAAUGGUGAUAUUCAGAUAUAUGAAUUAACUAAUGAAUUGAUGAAAUAAAAGUAAAUUUGCAAAAUUCAUACAGAUGCGGUAUAUUGCUUAUAAUUUAUGAAAAAAUCUAAUCAAUUUGUUUCUGGAAGUGGAGAUACAUCUAUUAUUAUAUGGUCACUCAAUGAUUAAUUAUAAUGGUUUAAUAGUUAUAAAUUAAUAGGACAUACUGGAAUUAUGAUGUGUUUAAUUAUAGAUAGUAGUGAAAAUGUGAUUUUCUCAGGGAACAGUGAUUCUAUGAUUAAAAUUUGGGAUAAAUAAAAUAAUAAAUACUUAUGUAAAUAAACAUUAAAUGAAAAUAAAGGAGAUAUAUUAUCAAUAAGUUUGAAUCCUGAACAGAACAUAUUGAUUUCAUGUGUGGAAGAAUAAAAUUAUCUUAUUGUGUAUUAAAAUAAACAUAAUUUAUGGAAUAUUUAUUAAAAAAUAGAAAUAUAACUUUGGGGAUAUAGACUAUGCUUUAUAGACAACAAAAGUUUUACAUUUUAAUCUAAUCUAUCUAAAUUCAUGGAAAUUUAUGAAAUAAAUCAAGAAACUAAAUUAUUUACCUAAAUAAAUUAGGUUCCUGUAAAAACAAGUACUUAAUGCGAUGCAUUAUUCCCAUAGCAAUAUAUUUAAUAGAAAUCUAUUUUAAUAAACAAGAAUGGAUAAUUUAUUAAUUUAUUCAGGAUUAUGCCAAAUCUAUCAAUUCAAAGUUAGGAAUCCAUCAAAUUUGGUAGUGAAUACAUAUAUGGAGCAUUAGAUAGAAAUGCUGAAUAUUUAAUAACAUGGGAUGAUUAUUCCUAACAGAUAUAAUUACGAAAAUACAAAGAAGAAUAGAUAAUUAUUUGA